UGGGAUUUGAGGCUUAAUCUUGGACCCGCUUACUUCCGGCGAGGAAGUGUUAGGAAGUGUCUGCGUCAGUGUUCUCUCCGUUUAUAAGAAGAAUCCUAUCUUCCACGCUUUGUCUACGGGGAGCAUUAUCUUUCAGAGAGCUCUCCUAGACUGGAAACUUGAGGGCCAGAGGGUAGGGAUUUGUGUCGAAAGGGAGUCCUGUCCCUCACCUUCACCAGGCCCGUCUGUCUCAGGGUCAGGAACGAUUCCGAGGGAUCCAGAUCUCUUUAACUGUGAUAACUCUGCUUCUCUUAGGGACCAAUGAAGUUUCCUAUUGGUCUGUCAAGCUCUUAUGGCUUGACGAACAGGGCCAGUUAUGACCAUUUUAAUGUUUUCCACCCCUAUUCUGACUUAAGUUUGGUUUAUGGUACAGAGAAGAAGCGACUCCGUCUGGAUUAUAGGCUGUACAUUACUGAAAGUGCCCUUCGGAGGAUCUUAAAGAGCAGAAAAUAAAUUGGGUCAGAGUAAUAACCAGCCUCGAGGGACCUCCCUCCGAGUUGGAAUGAUAAUGACAGACUCCCGGGAAGUUACAGACUUGGACCCUCCAGUUGAGCCUUCGCAAGAGCAGGAAGAUCUUCUAAUAGUGAAGGUGGAAGAAGAAGACUGUACUUGGAUGCAGGAGUACAAUCCGCCAACGUUUGAGACUUUUUAUCAGCGCUUCAAGCAUUUCCAGUACCAUGAGGCAUCAGGACCCCGGGAGGCCCUGAGCCAGCUCCGGGUGCUCUGCUGUGAGUGGCUGAGGCCUGAGCUGCACACCAAGGAGCAGAUCCUGGAGCUUCUGGUGCUGCAACAGUUCCUGAGCAUCCUGCCUGAAGAGUUCCGGGCCUGGGUGAGAGAACACCACCCUGAAAGCGGAGAAGAGGCUGUGGCUGUGAUAGAAAAUAUGCAGAGAGAACUUGAGGAACCAAGACAACAGAUUGUGGCGUGUCCUGAAGUGCUUCCUCAGAAGAUGGUGUCACCUGGAGCAGUGCAGGAGACCUUUGGUCACCAGUUCCUGUCCAUGGAUGCCCAGCCUGAACAAGAGCCACGGAAACCUCAUGUUCUGGAGGAAAAUGCCCUUCCUGUUCUCCAAGCUCCUUCCCUUCCUCUGAAGGACAGCCAGGAGCUGACAGCUUCACUUCCCUCAGCUGGGUCCCAGAAGUUGGUGAAAAUUGAAGAUGUGGCUGAUAUGGCUGUAUCCUUCAUCCUGGAGGAGUGGGAACAUUUGGACCAGUCCCAGAAGUCUCUUUAUAGGGAUGGCAGGAAGGAGAAUUAUGGGAGUAUUACUUCCCUGGAUUAUGAGUCCAAGGACAACAAUAUGGAGCUCACAGCAAAGCAGAUUUCUAAUGAAGCCAGUUCACCCAACUCACAUUGGGUGGCAGUAGGAAGCACUGAAAGAAAUAUUUCCCAGAGUCAAGAGUUUGCAGAAGUUAGUGACUUUAAGGGCAUGGUACAAAGGUGGCAGGUAAAUCCCACCAUGGGGAAACUGAAGCAGAAUCCUUCCCAGAAGAGAGAUCUUAGCACUAGCAAAGAUACUAACCGUAAGCAGAGCACAAAUGGUGAGAGAGGGCACAGAUGUAACGACUGUGGGAAAUUUUUUCUUCAAGCCUCCAACUUUAUUCAGCAUCGGCGAAUCCACACUGGAGAGAAACCAUUUCAGUGUGGUGAAUGUGGGAAGAGCUAUAAUCAGCGUGUGCACCUCACUCAGCACCAGAGAGUCCACACCGGUGAGAAGCCCUACAAGUGCCAGGUGUGCGGGAAAGCUUUCCGGGUGAGCUCCCACCUCGUGCAGCACCACAGUGUCCACAGCGGGGAGAGGCCCUACGGGUGCAACGAGUGCGGGAAGAGCUUUGGUCGCCACUCACACCUGAUUGAGCAUCUGAAACGGCAUUUCCGGGAGAAGUCCCAGAUAUGCAGUGACAGAAGAAGUAGGAAUACAAAACUGAAUGUUAAGAACAAAAUUUCAGAAUUUUCAGAAGCAGACAUGGAAGUACCAGAAAAAAUCCAAAGGAAUGCAUCUGAAGUUCAAGGUUUUCAAGAAGGCUAUGAACACCAAGGCAAGGCUGACAGAAAGCAGGGACUUCCUAUGAAGGAGAUACUAGGACAGCCCUCUUCAAAGAGGAUUAAUUGCAGUGAAGUCACUUACAUCCACAAAAAACCCUCCACAGGAGAGAGACCACAUAAAUGCAAUGAAUGUGGAAAGAGUUUUAUUCAGAGUGCACAUCUUGUUCAACAUCAACGAAUUCACACUGGGGAGAAGCCAUUUCGGUGUGAUGAGUGUGGGAAAAGCUACAACCAACGUGUGCACCUCACUCAGCAUCAGCGAGUUCACACAGGUGAGAAGCCCUACACCUGUCAUUUAUGUGGGAAAGCAUUUCGAGUGAGGUCCCAUCUCGUUCAGCACCAGAGUGUGCACAGUGGGGAGAGGCCUUUUAAGUGUAAUGAAUGUGGGAAAGGCUUUGGAAGGCGUUCACACCUUGCUGGACAUCUGCGACUCCACUCCCGUGAGAAGUCCCAUCAAUGUCAUGAAUGUGGAGAAAUCUUCUUUCAGUAUGUCAGCCUAAUCGAGCAUCAGGUGCUCCAUGUGGGUCAGAAAAAUGAGAAAAAUGGCAUUUGUGAAGAAGCAUACAGUUGGAACUUGACUGUGAUUGAAGACAAAAAGAUUGAGUUACAAGAGCAGCCUUAUAAAUGUGACAUAUGUGGAAGAGCCUUUAAUUACAGUUCAGACCUUAUUCAACAUUAUAGAACUCACACUGCAGAGAAAACCCAUAAAUGUGAUAUAUGUAGAGGAAAUAUUGGCCAGUGUUCCCACAUAAAACAACAUCAAAAAAUCUGUCCCAGUGCAAAGCCCCAUCAGUGUAAUGAAUGUGGAAGAGGCUUCACUCUGAAGUCACAUCUUAGUCAGCAUCAGAGAAUCCACACUGGUGAGAAACCUUUUCAGUGUAAAGAAUGUGGAAUGAGUUUCAGCUGGAGUUGUAGCCUCUUUAAGCAUCUGAGAAGCCAUGAGAGGACAGAUACCAUAAACACCUUAUGUGCAUAGGUGUUUCUAUUGAAAAACAGCCCAAUGUUAGAGAAGCCUUCCUAAAGAGACCUUAUUCCUAUAAUGAGUGUAAUAACAAUAUGAAGGAUUUUUCCACCUUAACCAUUAAACCUACAGAUAUAUUGAACUCUCAGUUAGAAUUCAUCCUAAAGGAACACUGGAGCAUCCACAAUGAGUAAAUGCCUGUUUGCUUUCCCUUUUGAGAAGUGCUUUGGGUAGCAUCUUUAUGCUUAGAAAUCUAGAUAAAAGGAGAACCCUGGAUAUGGCAGAUGCAGGAAAGCCUUCUGACGACACUCAUUCUUUAUUAGAAUUUCAGAAAAUUGACACUGAGAAAAGCUUCAUGAGGGCCGGGGAUUUAGCUCAGUGGUUCCGGUGCCUGCCUCGAAAGUGCAAGGUCCCGAGUUCGAUCUCCGGUACCAAAAACAACAAAAAAAAGAGAAGCUUCUUGAAUACAAUAGAAAUAAUCUUUAUUUGUAGUGUCUGCCUUGUUUGACAGCAUAUUGAUUCAGGGAAGAGUGCAGUGAAAGAACUCUUCAGCAUGAUACCUGUUUUGAUACCUCGGCAAUGAACUUUUCUAGAAACAAUUAUCCCAACCACUAAAACACUCCAAUUAUUGUUCCCAUCUUGAGUAUUAAACCCUUUGAAAAGCAA
Messenger RNA from Heterocephalus glaber (naked mole-rat), 3709 nucleotides. It is a transcript of the gene Zkscan5, whose product is annotated as zinc finger with KRAB and SCAN domains 5. Gene Ontology annotation, cellular component: nucleus. NCBI's taxonomy places the organism in Eukaryota, Metazoa, Chordata, Mammalia, Rodentia, Bathyergidae. Gene Ontology annotation, biological process: regulation of transcription by RNA polymerase II. The record is from RefSeq and is a predicted model, not a curated record. Gene Ontology annotation, molecular function: DNA-binding transcription activator activity, RNA polymerase II-specific; RNA polymerase II cis-regulatory region sequence-specific DNA binding.